Phytophthora nicotianae INRA-310 is the source of this 1899-nucleotide messenger RNA. RefSeq lists its product as hypothetical. The record is from RefSeq and is a predicted model, not a curated record. Gene Ontology annotation, biological process: DNA recombination; DNA integration. The coding region runs from base 1 to 1857 and encodes 618 amino acids. Gene Ontology annotation, molecular function: DNA binding. The transcript has a single exon. Lineage: Eukaryota; Oomycota; Peronosporomycetes; Peronosporales; Peronosporaceae.
AUGGCGUUUGGAGCUGGUCAUACCUUCAGUACGGACAUUAGCUUCAGUCAAGACACCCUGUUGGAGAUCACACCCGACGACGUGUGUCACUGGAUGAAUUUUCGCGCGUUUGGAGACGCCAAUCCUGCGGAGGACGCAAAACCGGUGAACGCCCGUGCGUCCACCUUGGAAUACGCCAAGAAAGCGAUUUCCUCUUUCAUGCCACGCCGCACAGUUCCUUGGGGCCCUAUUCGCAACGAAGGGAAUCCAACUCGCUCAGAGACUGUAAAUGCAGUAAUUAAGAAGGUGAAGCGAUGCGAGGUACGACGAGAAGGAGUCCAAUCGGCAGCUAGGCGUCCGAUCGAGUAUGGUGAAUUUCUUAAUCUACUGGAUCAAGUUCACACGGGAAACGGCAAGGGUUCACUGAAGUAUUUAGUCUGUGCUGUGCUCACCAUGCAAUGGCACCUCAUUGCACGCAUUGACGACAUGAUGAAACUGAAGUUCGAUAGCUUUUCGUGCAGCAUUCACCACCCAGGUUCAUUGAUUUGUCAAUUGCGUUGGUCGAAAAAUAUCUCAGAGGAGCGGGACGCACCGGAACAAAUUGUGUUAGGCAGCAUGGAUCCUCGGCUUUGCGCGCUGCUCAACUUGGCAAUACAUGUGGAGAUGACGGAUAAAGCAGCACUUUCACCGUUUGUAUUUGGUAAUCCACAAGACGGAGAUCGCGUCGUCCGUCGUUUUCUGCAAGACGUUUUUGAAGGAACCGACUUUCACAAACUCAAAGCAGGCAAUUUGGGUACACACAGCAUGAGAAAAGGCGCAGCUACUUAUGGUAGUCGAACUGGUCUACCAAAGGACUACGUUAAUCGCCGUGGAAGGUGGCGUACCCGAAAGAGUGUUGUUGAUGUCUACAUUGACAACACACAACCCUAUCCAGACGCCAUUGCUGCAGGGGUGUUGGCUGGACCACUGGGUCCAUGCUGCUACGUUCUCAAAGAUGGUGUCCAAGUUGUAACAAAUGACCUGCUAGUCAAACAUGUAGGUCCUGCGCUUAAGGAGGCCGUAGGUGAAGAGAUGGCUCGGGUGCUCGCGUUGCCGCUCCUUUGGGCAGCAUUAGUGCCGCGUGGAAGUUUUGACUAUGAAAUCAUUCCAGCUGCUCUUAAGCGGCGCAUUAUUCAAGCCUAUUUAGGUGUUGGUGGGAAAGAAGACGUCAAUGUUGUGGAACGUGUACCCAUUCACGUUGUUGGUGAUGGUGCUCAGCUUCAACUCGUCGAAGUACAUGAUAAUGCUGGUGAAAAUGGCGUUUUGGAUCGCCAAAAUGGCGGCUUGACUGCUGACAGCACUCGCAAGGAAUUCGCUUCGAUUCACUCUCAAUUAUUCAGUUUACAGCGACAAACGGCAAAUUUGCUGAACGAAAUUCUUCGCUCUCGCACAGAGAGACAGCGGGAAAAUCAAAAGAUUCUGGCAGUGAUUCGACGUAUAGCCCUGCAACCUGUAGUUCGCACGAUACACCCUCGCUCCUCAGCAAAUGGAGGUGGAGACGGAGUAGAAGAAGAAGGUUCCGUCGUACUUCCGCGUGCAAUGCUCUCAAAACGACCGAAGGAUCUCUACGAACUAUGGGGAGAGUAUGAGUUCGGAUUGAACGGAUUGAAACCGGCAAAAGAGUUCACAGCAGCUGAGCGUGGCGCCAACAAAUUCGCGUAUUCUCGCCGCAAGGUAUUCUGGGAUGUCGUCAGUGCAUUUGUUCGCACAGGCUUCACCAGCGACGUCGCCAUUGAUAAAAUCUACGCUGCUUACGGCCGGCAGCUAUCCGUGACUCGAAUUCUUGCUGCACUCCGCACUGACAAGCACCAAGGUGGUCAUCCCUCGCUGCGUUUGUAAUUUCUGCCAAUAAAAUUCAGGAAUCUAAAGUUUCACCAAUCA